Messenger RNA from Lucilia cuprina (Australian sheep blowfly), 971 nucleotides. RefSeq names its product elongin-B (gene EloB). Gene Ontology annotation, biological process: transcription elongation by RNA polymerase II. Gene Ontology annotation, molecular function: protein binding. Lineage: Eukaryota; Metazoa; Arthropoda; Insecta; Diptera; Calliphoridae. The transcript has 4 exons. The record is from RefSeq and is a predicted model, not a curated record. Gene Ontology annotation, cellular component: VCB complex; elongin complex. Bases 333 to 689 code for a protein of 118 amino acids.
AACAGAAUUGCGGCGCUGCAAAGGGAAAAUAGCAAAUGAAAAAAAAACUACAUAAAAGAGAAGAAAAAGAAUAGGCCAUAAGAAAAAGUUUUUGCUUAUAUAUUUUUAUACAACAACAAAAUCAAAUUUAAAAGAAAAAAAUUAAUAGUUUAAUUAAAAAGUGUGCACAAGCAAUAGAAAGAAAGGACUUGGAGCAAAAGGAGAAACUACUUCAGCUGAAAAACUCUAGUGAAUCUUUUGCUCGAAAGAACGAAAAAGGGAAGUGAAGUAAAAACAGGCAAGGUCGUCAUCGUUGUCAUCAAGAAAAGAAAAAAGAUCAACACACAAGCAACAUGGAUGUAUUCUUGAUGAUCAGAAGACACAAAACAACCAUCUUUACGGAUGCCAAAGAAAAUACUUCAGUGGCCGAAUUAAAGCGUAUGCUGGAAGGCAUUUUAAAAGUCAAACCUGCGGAUCAACGUUUAUACAAUCAAGAUAAUGAUAUUAUGGAAGAUGACAAUACUUUGCAAGAUUAUGGCAUCACAAUGUCAACAGCAAAGGCGCAAGCACCUGCUCAAUUAGGUUUGGCUUUAAGAAAGGAAAGCGGCGAUAUAGAAGCACUCGAAAUUACAUCAUAUUCAUCACCACCCGAUUUACCCGAAGUCAUGAAGAAUCAAGAGGCAGCAAAUGGUAAAGAACAAGUGGCAUAGACGACAGUCAAUUGAGAGACACUACUAUUACUACACAGCAAAAGAAUAAGAACAACUACAACAAUAAUAGCAAAAUGCAAAGCAACAAAAUUUUAAACAACACUUUCUUUCUUACAACCAACAAAAUUUCAAUCAAUCAUUUAACAUUACACUUUCUUUCUAUUUUUUUUAUUUAAAUAACACUACAAAAUAACAUAAAACAAAUAUUUAAGUCGAAUGCAAAUACAGGUAAUUGCUAAAAUAUAAAACAAAAAUAAUAAAUAAACCUAAACAGAAAAAAAA